Messenger RNA from Babesia ovata, 1614 nucleotides. Its product is annotated as PWI domain-containing protein. The coding region runs from base 1 to 1614 and encodes 537 amino acids. Gene Ontology annotation, molecular function: mRNA binding. NCBI's taxonomy places the organism in Eukaryota, Apicomplexa, Aconoidasida, Piroplasmida, Babesiidae. Gene Ontology annotation, biological process: regulation of alternative mRNA splicing, via spliceosome; mRNA processing. The record is from RefSeq and is a predicted model, not a curated record. Gene Ontology annotation, cellular component: spliceosomal complex. The transcript has 5 exons.
AUGUCGGCACCUGAUAUGAACGCGCCGUUUCAACCGGCUUACGGAGCUCCUCCUCAUCCAUAUCCUCCCCAGAUUCCUGGGCCUGGCAUGAUGAUGCCGCCGUGCCCUCCCCCGCCGGUCAUGGAAGUUUCCGAGGCCGCCUACCCGGCACCUCCCGCCGUUAUCGCCAAGGGCCCGAGUGCGCCUACUGCGCCGGUAGGGUACUCGUCCAACCUGGUGCCGGGUCUAAUAGACACACUGAUGAUGCCGGCCACGGUCACCAUUCCGGUCCAGGAUCCAGAGCCACCGCCAAUGGUGAAUGUGGUUUACGUCGGCGGUCUCCACUCUGGCACAUCCAGUGAUUUUGUGAUAAACAUAAUGCAGAAAUGCGGGAAGCUGAUCAACUUCAAGCGGCAUGCGGAUCCAUCCAGCGGUCUGCUGGCAAACUUCGCUUUGUGCGAGUUCGAGUCACCCCGCGGUGCUUACUACGCGCUGGAAUGUCUGGCAAAUUUGCCAUUUGGCGACGGCCAGGUGAAGGUGAGCUGCAACGACAAAGUGCGUGGUCUGGUCGAGGAAUGGGUAUCGGAGCAACUAUACAGUCUGAGGGAUGAGCACCCGGACAUGAGCGAUGAUGAGCUGCGCGAGAUUUUCAAGGCCCCUGAGGCUGAGCUCCGUCGCUCAUUCGAGAACCUCAUUAAAUACGAAGUGCGUGACUUGCAGAAUGGUGGCCCGUCAGCACAAUCCUCGCGCAGCGAUGUGGUCAGAGCAUUCCGUAGGACGGAAUCGCGUAGCGAUUCAGCAAACACCGUGAAGAACAGCGACGCUGCGAACGAGUCGCAGAACCUUACGUCACGGGAAUACACGAUCCACCCGAAGGAAUCGGCCCGCCGCAGCAAGUACAAAUCGCGUCAACGGGAGAAGGACGAUAUUUUCAGGAGCGAGGAGCGCGAGUGGAUAAUGGAGGAGGCGUCACUGUUACGGAAACUGCAGAGGAUUGGCACGGUGCGGCGGAGCACACGUGAGCGCCUGGUCAAGGAGGACCUUGAGGGGUUUGCCCGUUCCACAAGCAGCCGUGAACGCGAGAGAGAGCGCCAGAUGGACCUUGAGGAUGCGAGGGAGGAAGCAUCUGAGCUUUCCAGCUCCGACGCGCGUUGCACCAUCCCCCUGACGGCGACAGUCGCGCAGCAGCCGCCUGCAGAGCCCCCGAAACACGCGUUGCCGACGGUUUUCGGCAACGCUGCGGACGAUGAUGAGCCCAUAUUCAACCGCAACCACCGCCCGAUGAUCCAGUUGGGACUUCCUGACGCCGAGAUCUGGGCACGUGUUCCUAAAAGCGAAACUGAAGUGUUCGAGUAUCCUCUGGAUUGGGAUCGCAUUUUAUCCGACGGCAGCUUGUUCUCCUCGAUUGAGCCCUGGAUGCGUGGUUGCGUCUCGGAGCUGAUGGGUGACGACGAGUCGGUGGUGGGCGAGGUGAUGGAAUUUUUGGCCGGCCGCCUGGUGGAGCGUCCCGCGCCCACCGAACUGCUCUCCGACGUUGAGCAGUUUAUGGACGAUGAGAGCCGGGGUUUCGUGAUGGAGCUGUGGCGCCGCCUGAUUCACCACCAGUUGCGACUGGGCGAGCCGUCGGCCAGCUGA